UUUGGGAUGUUCGUCUGCCUGUCAAACUUCCCAAUGCAAUAUUGCGUUGAAUGUCCGUUGCAAUUGUGAUGGCCGGCGAUGGAUUCUUCCGACCGUGCGCCGUUCCGCGUGUAUCGUAAGGAUUUUUGGAGAGGCAACCCCAGGAAAGUAAAAUUAUCUAUAAAAAUGUCUGAAGGAAGAAAACAAGAUCCAGCAUGAAAACAUGGAUACCCGAUGCCCAAUGUCAAGAAUGGAUUUAUUUGCAAAUACUGCGGAAUACAAAUGAAAAGUGGUGGUGCAACAAGAUUAAAAAUGCACCUAGCAAAUUACGACCCGCAGCAUAAUAUAAAAUUUUGCGACAAAGUACCUCCAAAAGUUAAGCAGGAAAUGAGAAUUGUUUUAGAAAGAAAAACAACAGCUAAGGCCAAAAAAAUAGAAAGAAUGGAUCAAAUAAAAAAUAAAUUGCGUGGGAACUUGAUGCAAUCACAACAAAUUGAUGAAGUUGAUGAUGUUGACGAUAUUACAUACCCACCUGACAUUUCUUCCUAUGAAAGGUCUGCAUAUCGUCAAAUAUUCUAUACUUCAAAACAGACGGAAUGGGAAAGAGACCAAUCUCGUAGAUUUGCAGGUAGGCAACAAGGAGGUAGUUCAGGGGCUGGUAGUAGUGCAGGGCAACCUCAGAUGAGGCGAUCUCAAAGUGUGAGAGAGCCAUAAAUAGAGCCAUAUAUUUCAAAGCCUUCUCAACAUUACAAGUCAGAUGCAGCAAAACAAAGAAACUUGAAAAAUUUAUUCAAAGGAGGUAAAAUAAAAGAAGAAAUGAAUAGGUUGAUUUUGAAGUUUUUUAUAUAUGAUAAUGUUCCACCUGAGAAGGCAAAAUCACCUCAUUUUAAAAACAUGGUAUGGGUUUGUCAAUCAGCUGAAACGGGAGUCGAUCCACCGACACCCUAUGAAAUCAAAACAAAAUACCUUGAUUUAGAGGUAAAAGAAAUGGAAGACCACGUACAAGAAGUAAAGAAAAAGUGGGCCACCUAUGGCUGCACUGUAAUGUGUGAUGGAUGGACAGGCCCUACAAAAUUAUUCAUUAUAAAUUUCAUGGUUUACUUGAAAGGAAGCACAAUUUUUCUAAAGUCGGUAGAUGCUUCUGACAAAAUAAAAGACCAUGAAUACAUAUAUUCCUUAUUAAAACAUGUUGUACAAGAGGUAGGAAAACAACAUGUUGUCCAAGUGGUGACCGAUAAUGGUAGUGCCUACAAGAAAGCGGAUCUAAAAUUCAUGAAAAAAUUCAACUUGUAUUGGACUCCUUGCGCUGCUCAUUGUAUUGAUCUCAUUUUUGAAGAGAUUGGAAAAAGAGAGGCAAUAAGCAUCGUGAUCUUGCAGGGGAGACAGAUCACUAAUUUUAUAUAUAAUCAUGGAUGGUUGCUUGCUAAAAUGAGGGAGCACUGUCAAGGGGAUAUUGUGCGUCCAUGGGCCACACGAUUUGCUACAAACUACAUUGCACUUUAUAGCCUACAAAAAAAAAAAGAGUAGGUUUAAAAUCUCUAUUCACAUCUGAUGAAUGGGUUGAGCAUGCUCUUAGUCGAACAAAAAUGGGUAGAGAAAUUGAAAGUACAGUUCUUAACCAUCAAUUUUGGGAUAGAGUGGCAAAAGUUUGUAACAUUUAUGAGCCUAUAUAUCGAGUAUUGCGUAUAGUUGACAGUAAAGUGUGACCAACAUUAGGAGUUGUGUUUGAAACAAUAAGGGUGAUGAAAGAGGCCAUUGAAAUUGGUGCAAGAAGUGCAAGAUGGGUUCUCAAAGUCAUCAAUGACUGGUGGGAAAGAACCCUUGAACAUCCUCUUCAUGCAGCAGCUUAUUUCUUAAAUCCAAAAUGUCAAUACAAAGAAGGUAUUGGGGAAGAUCCUUAUUUUCUUGAUGCAGUUUACAAAGUUUUUAACACCAUUAAGCCACAUUCCCCGGGCCUGGAUCAAAUUGGAAAUGAGAUUAUUAUAUUUAGAGAUGCUAAAAGAAGCUUUGGAGAAGCAGCUGCUAAAGCAGUUAGGGCAACCAUGGCACUUGCUGAUUUGUGGAUGAUAUAUGGAUCAAGUGCUCCAAUCCUAAGAAAGCUAGCAUUGCGCAUUUUGUCACAAACCACAUCUUCAUCAGCUUGUGAACGAAAUUGGAGCACAUUUGCACUCAUUCACACAAAGCAAAGAAAUAGACUAGUCUACAGCAGACUUCAGCAGCUUGUUUUUUGUUAUUACAACAUGAAGCUUCGAAUAAGAGAUAUGGAGGCCGAAAUGGACAAAGUGGCUGAACAAGAUCCCCUGGACCUUCUUGACAUAUCAGUUGAAUUGGGUGAUAAGGAUGAGUAUCCUCUUUUUCAAUGGAUUAGGCUAUCUCAUCUUGAUGAACGAGACGGAAGUCCCCAUCCACAAAUGGCCAAGCAUGCACAAGAUGACUUUGGCAUCGAUGUUAAUCAGGUAAUGGUAGAAGAAGUAAUAUCUAGUAGUGAUGAUUCUCAAAUGAAUCUUGGAUCUAGAUAUGGAACUUCAUCCACUAUGCCCUCUGGUGGUGAUGAUGAUAAUGACGACGAUGAUGCUGGUGGUGACGAAUCUAACCCCGGCGGUAGCAGUGGGCAAGGUGGUGAUGGUGGGGACUAUGGAGGAAAUGAAGGAUGGUAAGAUUAUAGACCUACACGUCCUUCCCAACUAGAAGAUGAGGGUCCACAAAGAGAAACACAUCCAGUUGAUAGGCAUUACAGUCGUAGAAAAGGAAAAGGGAAGAUGCAUCAAAUAGAAGAGGAUACCUUUUCCCUUAGUAUGGAAUUUAUGAGUGUAGGAACAGAGCACGACUCUAAUAGUUAUGGUGGUUAUGAAUCUACACAGAACAGCUCCUCACAAUCUACAUAUGGCCAAUCGUUUUCACACGCAAAUGAGCAGGCACAACAAUAUGGAAAUUGGCAACCAUAUGUCUAUGGGUAUGGACAAACAGGUCAAGAAUAUGGGUAUGAGUAUGACCAGUAUGCAAAUGCAAAACAAUCCAAUGGACAUACACAACAAGUAGAACCUGCAAGAAGAAAUCCUAGCACACGAAGAUCUUCUGGCCGAGUAGAAACUACCAUAAACCAGAUGACUACGGAGGAGUAUGAACAACACAUGUACACCUAUACUCAAUAUUUUAGAAAUUAUAUGACAUGGAGUGAUUAUUGUAAACAAUAUAUGUCAUCUCGAAAUCCUAAUGAUAGGGAUAGGAGAGAUGACUUUGAGCCACCAAGAAAGUCCAUGUGGUAUUAGAUCAUUAAAUGUAUAAUUUUUAUUGAAAAUGUAGUUGUUUAAAUGAUAAUUUGUUGCCUUAAAUCUUAAAGGAAUAGCUUCAAAACUUUAUAAUCAUUUGAAUGUU
This is a messenger RNA of Malania oleifera, 3354 nucleotides long. RefSeq lists its product as uncharacterized. NCBI's taxonomy places the organism in Eukaryota, Viridiplantae, Streptophyta, Magnoliopsida, Santalales, Ximeniaceae. The transcript is spliced from 5 exons. The record is from RefSeq and is a predicted model, not a curated record. Gene Ontology annotation, molecular function: protein dimerization activity. The coding region runs from base 1722 to 2636 and encodes 304 amino acids.